AUGGUACUAAGUGUAGGAAUAAUGUGGUAAGAAUGUUGGGUGAGACAUUAGUCUUUCUAACUUUAGGAAUUUAGUCUUUCUAACUUUUUCUGGGAAUGGAAAAAUUCUUAGAAAUAAUAGCCUAGUCAUUGUGGAUCCAAUCAAAGAAAAAAAUCACAUGAAAACCAAAACAUCACAUUUUUGUGCAUCACACACCUUUUAUUUUAAACUAUGAAUGUAUGAUACUAUUUUCAGUUUACCCUCAUUUGAACAGAAAGUUGUUACUUUUUGCUACUAUUAAAUUAACAGUCCCAUUAAGCCAUUAACUUAACGAUUAAGUACUAUUAAGUCAACAGAUGGCCUGAUUCCAGUACAAAAUGGUAGAUGCUAAAUAUAGCCCAUUUAAUGGUCUAUUUAGCUCGCACCCUCCCAUGCGUGUUAUAUCCACAUGAUCCCAAUUUAACAAGACACAAUUUCAAGAAUUGAUGAUGCAGCCGUAUUUGUCUAAUAUAUUUUUGACUUCACUCUACUUUAAUUUAUUAGGUCUUUUUUUAAUGUGGAUUUUUUCUUCAGUGUUGCUCAUACUGUUUUAUAAACUUGACAUGUUUGCGUGUGCAUGGCAUCAAAUAAAGCUACCCACAGGGCAUAGACGUCAAUUCAACAUCUAUUCCAGGUUGGUUUAACGUAAUUUCAGUGAAAUGGAAACCACGUUGAUUCAACCAGUGUGUGCCCAGUGGGUAACCACUCUUUUCAUAUUUUCUAGGACCAUCAAUGGACCUGCCAAUCAACCUCCACAUCUUUCUCCUCCUCCUUGCCAUCAGUGGAGUUCUUGGAGCGUGCCCAGAUGAAUGCCAGUGCAGAGACUACAAAAUCCUCUGCCAAGGCAGGUCAAUCACAGAGUUUCCCUCCUCAGUGCCUGGCUCCACCACCACCUUCUACAUCUCCAACACCAACAUCACCACUCUCAAACCUGAUGACUUGGCUGAUUUUGCCGAGGCCCUUGGCAUCUUCGUUUUCAAAGACACUGGGAUCAGAGAGGUAUUCCCUGGCACCUUUGACCUCACCCAUAACCUGGGUGCCCUGGGCUUCAUAGGCACCGAGCUGAAUGACCUGCCUGAGGCCCUGUUUCUAAAUUUGGUGAAGCUGGAAUCUCUGACUCUGAGCGGCAACAAGCUCCUGGUGCUUCGCCCCGCCUGGCUUUACUCCCUCGCUGCUCUGAGGACCCUGGACUUCAGCAAGAACCUCAUCACGUCUGUACCAGAAAAGGCCUUUCGCUCUGUCACUCAGCUGGAGCAUCUCACCCUGGCCAGGAACAACAUCAACCAACUCUCCAGGGACACCUUCAGGGGCCUGAGCAAGAUCAAAUCCCUGCGUCUGAACCGGAACGCUCUUAGGGCGAUCCCUGCCGGAGCAUUUGAUGACCUGGUAAACCUGGAGGAGCUCUCUCUGCAGGAUAACGCCAUCACUCAUCUCCCCGCUAACCUGUUCUCCCAGCUGCAGAGCCUACAGAAGCUUUAUCUCUCCAACAACCGGCUAACUUCCCUCCCAGAGGGGAUUCUCCUCAACCUCCCUAACUUGGCCCAGAUCUCCCUGUAUGAGAACGAGCUCCAGAGUCUGUCCCCAGGAGUGUUCGGCCACAUGGCCGUGAGGGAGCUGUGGCUGUAUGACAACAGGCUGACCCGCCUGGAGGACCACACCUUCAGCAACCUGACCCAGCUGCGUCUGCUGGUACUGAGCCGGAACCAGAUCAGCUCUGUGUCUCCCGGGGCCUUCAGUGGACUGGCAGAGCUGGGGGAAGUGUCCCUGCACACCAACCUCCUCACCAGCCUGCAGGAGGGCACCUUCCAGGGUCUGCCCAAGCUGGUAAACAUCUCCCUGGAGCACAACUACAUCCGCUCCCUUCCUGCCAGGCUUCUCCAGGGCCACUCCCACCUUGGCCAGCUGGACCUCCACAACAACUCCCUCCCCAACCUGCCCUCAGAGCUCCUCAGCACCCUCACAGUGGCCAAGGAGGUGCUGCUCGCUGAAAACCCCUGGAAGUGUGACCAGGACAUCGUGCCACUUCGGGACUGGCUGACACGGAACCCCACCAAGGCUAACCUCAGCACUGUGGUGUGCCUCACGCCCUCUGUCUUAAGCGGUGACAGCAUAGCCCAACUGACUGACGAGGAGCUGACGUUGUUCACUCCGACCGCCGUCCCUGAUAUCACCCCGACAGAAAAGAGGAGGAAGCCCCACACCCCCCCUCCCAAGAGGAGCACCCCCUCCCCUGCUGCAGAGGCCACGCCCACCCAGGAGCAGGGGGAGGACACCAGCAGUGGGCAGGGGAACGGAGAGGGUGUGUCCAGGAACAUGCAGAUCAUUAUCAUCGCGGUGGUCUGCACCACCAUCAUCACCAGCCUCAUUGUCUGCUGCGUGUGCUGGAGGAGGAACAAGAGAGGCAGCCGCAACCUUGGCCGCAGGAACAAAAACAACUCUGUCAUCUAGACUGGCCCAGGGGCCUGAGCACCACAUAGGAUAUGUAUUGUGCAGUCAUGCUGAACAUGCCAGAGCAAACAUCCUGAUGCAGUUGUUCCCAAACAUCUUAGCACAGGAACCCAUCAUGUCUCUAUCAAGAACUCAUGACCAAGGACAGACUAGCUGGGGCCUGACCCUUGGGGAACUCUACUCUGAUGGAAUAAGUUGUUCUGAUUGGGAUCCCAUAAUAUUAUUAUUACCCCAUUUUGCAAGUCCCUCUUUAGCAAACUUUCUGUUGUCUGAGGUUUGAACAAUGUUUUGCACAAAGAACCAAAAAGAACAUCUUAUAAACUGUAACAAUAAUCACCUGGAAAUUGCAUGGAUGGUAUGCACAAAAUGCCAUUCUUCUUUCUUUUUAUACUGGUCAAUUUUUUUUUGCAUAUAUACUGAACAAAUGUAAUGUUCAGCAUAUAGUCUUAUCACACACCUGUUGAUUUUCAAGAAGCUCUUUUUUAUGAUUUACUGACUGGAAUUAGGCUGCUUAUUGUGUAAUUUUGAUAUAGUGUAAUCAAUAGAUAAAGGAUGGUUUCAUCUACUUGUAAAUUGUUAUGCUCCACACACAAAUCACAUAAAAUGACUGACUGUUAUAUUAAAUAAAUACACAACAUAGUAGUGAUAUUCUGAAAUGCUCAAGAGACAAGUGUUCAUUGUGUGAUAAAGAGUUGUGUUGAACUGUUGUGUGGGGAUUCCCAUCUUCUUCAGCCGAUAGUAUUUGAUCCAGUUGUAUACCACAAAAAAAAAAUUGACGUUUUAAGCCGGACUACUGGAAUGAGAUGUUAUCACACUAGUCAAAUAUGUAUGCACUCUGAGUAGGCUACACAAAAAAGAUUGAUAAUCAUGUUUAUGCCAAGGGUUCGUGGUGCUGUUGGGAGGGGUUCAGAUUAAGAGCUCUGCCACAACCUUGGCAUCCAGUGUUUGUGUGUGAGGGAGAUUCUGACUGUAUCCUUGGUACAUUCCAUGUGUCUAAAGCACGUUGAUGGUAUAGGCCUACACGUAGAGGUUGAAAUGUAAACCACCCAUCUACCUGAACACACUUAACAAGAUAGAGGAUACAUCGAGUUUUGUUGAUGCUGAGAACGGAAUGUAUAUACAUUUUAAAUAACAUUCUUAGAACAUUCUCUGAACAUUACUAAAGUUUUCUUGUGGUUUUUAUGGAAAGCUUUCUUAAAACCCUUUACACUCAUGGAAAUAUGCCUGUAUGGAUAGGGAUAAAUUGAAAUGUUUCUUACAGAAGAAAUAUGAAAAUCAUUGAGGAACUAGAGCAAGCACACUUGUAGUUGUUUUGUUUCGAACACAACCGUGCAUCCCUACCAUCACACCAUUUCUGUUGUUGUUUAGGCAAUCCAAAAACGGUCCAUUAUAAAUCGUACUCUGGGUCAGGUUGGCAUCAUUUGAAAGCUAGUUCUAUUGCCAACAUGACUAGCUAAAUUAUAAAAUACGAUAUUACAUUUUUAGGCUUCACAAUGAAAUUCGGUGAAACAGAUCAUAAUUUUGGUGCACAUAGAAAGGUGUCGUGGGUGCAGUGUUGUAGUACUCGAGACCACAUAUUGAGUGUCUCGGUCUUGUCUUGGUGUCAGAUACAUUUGUAGCCUACUCGGUCUUGACUCGGUCUCGGACAGUUAGAACUGGUAAUUUCCAGAGACCAGUGGAGUAAAAAAACCUCAUAAUUAUCAGCUUCCAUUCAAUCAGCGCAUAAAACCGCUUCGCCAGGCCAAAUAUAUACAGUGGGGGAAAAAAGUAUUUAGUCAGCCACCAAUUGUGCAAGUUCUCCCACUUAAAAAGAUGAGAGAGGCCUGUAAUUUUCAUCAUAGGUACACGUCAACUAUGACAGACAAAUUGAGAAACAAAAAUCCAGAAAAUCACAUUGUAGGAUUUUUAAUGAAUUUAUUUGCAAAUUAUGGUGGAAAAUAAGUAUUUGGUCACCUACAAACAAGCAAGAUUUCUGGCUCUCACAGACCUGUAACUUCUUCUUUAAGAGGCUCCUCUGUCCUCCACUCGUUGCCUGUGUUAAUGGCACCUGUUUGAACUUGUUAUCAGUAUAAAAGACACCUGUCCACAACCUCAAACAGUCACACUCCAAACUCCACUAUGGCCAAGACCAAAGAGCUGUCAAAGGACACCAGAAACAAAAUUGUAGACCUGCACCAGGCUGGGAAGACUGAAUCUGCAAUAGGUAAGCAGCUUGGUUUGAAGAAAUCAACUGUGGGAGCAAUUAUUAGGAAAUGGAAGACAUACAAGACCACUGAUAAUCUCCCCACGCAAGAUCUCACCCCGUGGGGUCAAAAUGAUCACAAGAACGGUGAGCAAAAAUCCCAUAACCACACGGGGGGACCUAGUGAAUGACCUGCAGAGAGCUGGGACCAAAGUAACAAAGCCUACCAUCAGUAACACACUACGCCGCCAGGGACUCAAAUCCUGCAGUGCCAGACGUGUCCCCCUGCUUAAGCCAGUACAUGUCCAGGCCCGUCUGAAGUUUGCUAGAGUGCAUUUGGAUGAUCCAGAAGAGGAUUGGGAGAAUGUCAUAUGGUCAGAUGAAACCAAAAUAUAACUUUUUGGUAAAAACUCAACUCGUCGUGUUUGGAGGACAAAGAAUGCUGAGUUGCAUCCAAAGAACACCAUACCUACUGUGAAGCAUGGGGGUGGAAACAUCAUGCUUUGUGGCUGUUUUUCUGCAAAGGGACCAGGACGACUGAUCCGUGUAAAGGAAAGAAUGAAUGGGGCCAUGUAUCGUGAGAUUUUGGAGGGAGUUGAAAGUCCAUGUUGCCCAGCGACAGCCCCAAAACAUCACUGCUCUAGAGGAGAUCUGCAUGGAGGAAUGGGCCAAAAUACCAGCAACAGUGUGUGAAAACCUUGUGAAGACUUACAGAAAACGUUUGACCUGUGUCAUUGCCAACAAAGGCUAUAUAACAAAGUAUUGAGAAACUUUUGUUAUUGACCAAAUACUUAUUUUCCACCAUAAUUUGCAAAUAAAUUCAUAAAACUCCUACAAUGUGAUUUUCUGGAUUUUUUUUCCUCAUUUUGUCUGUCACAGUUGACGUGUACCUAUGAUGAAAAUUACAGGCCUCUCUCAUCUUUUUAAGUGGGAGAACUUGCACAAUUGGUGGCUGACUAAAUACUUUUUUUCCCCACUGUACACUCCUUUCUUGAAACAUUAAUAUCUUGACAGCCUUUAUAUCUAUUAUAGACAUGUUUGUGCAGUGGCGAACCUAUUCACCUUCAGUGUGUGACAGGUUCGUGAUUCUGAAAGGACAGCAACCGUAAUACCAUCGCAAAGGGCCAGCAGUGUAGUGAAGGGUAUACGCAGGUACUUUUUCCCCCAGUGUGCAUUACCUAUACUCACUUCUUAAUCCCUACUGAUGCGUAUCAAAGUAGUGUAGUGGAAGUAUACGAUUUGUAGUACAAUAGAGAAAUCAUGCACAAAGUAGCCUACACAAUCGCAAAGCACGUUAAAUAUAUUCACAUGCGCGCCGCAUACUGCCUAGUUUCAGCCGAAUAUAAUCUGCAGGCAGCAAGGGAGUGCAGCUCUCCACUGGUUUUGACAUGGAGCAGCUCACAGAAGACUGACAUCGGUAGCCGGUAGGGUAGGAAAGACAUUUCAAUUCAUGAUAUCUACCAGUAACUGCUAACUAAGGCAACAAUGGGUAUGCAAACCAUGUAUAAAAAAAGUUUAGUCCGAAGUGUUGGUUAGUAGGCUAUUUGUGAUGCGCAAUUGUUAUCAUGUAGCUGUUUGCAUAAGGGGCAUAGACAUGGAUGGGGGCUGGGUGGACAGAGUCCCACCAAUUGGGGAACCAGGCCCUGACAGGCCCACCUAAUCAGAUUGAUGUAGUUUAAGCAUUGUUGUGGAUUUAGACCAUCAAAUGUUUGUGUUUUGUAUAUUUUAAAAAAACGCUGAUUUUGAGAGUGAAAAUCUGAAAAAUCUAUAGGAAAACUCAUUUAAAAAACUUCGGAUUUUUCACACGGUGCCUUUCCUUCGCUGGGCGGGCCGUUUGGGAACAUUUUUGCAAGAUUAGAGUAUACCCACUUCUCCAGGCACCACUACACCACUGCAUAGGGCCGAUGGAAAGACAGCAGUCACACACAGCAUGAUGUUAACCUCUACCGGAUCAGUGUCCCUAAUAAGGGACGGUUGUUGCUCAAUAUGCAAUAUGUGACUAGAAUGGUGUUGUAAACAACAGCCAACUUUCCGGGACAUAGACAUGUCUUAUAUGGGCAGAAAGCUUAAAUUAUUGUUAAUCUAACUGCAGUGUCCAAUUUACAGUAGCUAUUACAGCUAAAGAAAUACCAUGCUAUUGUUUGAGGACAGUGCACAACAACAAAACACUUUAAUCAUGGCAACUGGUUUGGUACAUUCCCCUCUGAAGGUAAAUAAUGUACUUACAUUCAGUAAUCUUGCUCUGAUUUGUCAUCCCGAGGGUCCCAGAGAUAAGAAAAAUUGAAAAAUCAAUUUUUAUAUUCAAAUGUAGGAACUGGGUUCUACAGUUUGAACUCUGACUCCACACCCAUCCCACCCAGCCAUCUAGAUGUGUGAAGGUUAGUGUAUUUUCUGUAGGGAAGCUAAUUAUCCAUCAUUUAUGACAUUCCUGUGAGUGUGCAAACUUAAAUUUUGUAUUACCAUAGCAUUUUUGUAUGUUCUUUAUAGUUAUGUACUUGAAAACCAAUUUGGCAUAUUUAGGAAAACUCCUGGCAGACUUGAUAGGAAAUAUUGUGUAGUGAUGUAAUUCUUCACUGGAUCAGUCUGAAACUUUGCACACACACUGCUGCCAUCUGGUGGACAACAUCUAAAUUACAGCUAGAAUCCUUUAUCACUGUCUGGCCUUUCUCUUGCAUUUCAAAGAUGAUGCAACAAAACACAAAACGCAUGUUUUGUUUGUUUGUAUUAUCUUUUACCUGAUCUAAUGUGUUAUAUUCUCCUACAUUAAUUUCACAUUUCCACGAACUUCAAAGUGUUUCCUUUCAAAUGAUAUCAAGAAUAUGCAUAUCCUUACUUCAGGUCCUGAGCUACAGGCAGUUAGAUUUGGGUAUGUCAUUUUAGGUGAAAAUUGAAAAAAAUGAUAAGCAGUCCAUAAACUCAGAAACAAUAAGACAGUAGGUCCUAAUCAUAAGAAUACAAAAAUACAACUAUUAAGCAUUUCCCAAUCGAAAUGUACAACUAUUACUUCCCAUUGCAAAAAAAACAUUUCACCUUUAGCAGACAAAGUAACCCGUGACCUAAAGUUUAAAGUGGAACUGACAGCGUUUUAACUACUUUGCAGAUAUGAAACAAACAAACAGACAAUCAUAAUAUCAGUCAGAAAUAUCAAAUUCCCAGUUUAUGCCUCAAAACUAACUUUAUAAGAGGUUUUAAAAAUAUGUUCUAUUUGACUCAACUUUCCAUGACGUACACUAAGGCAUUGUUGACAGAAUAGAUGGAUGCAAUUAAAUGCAUGAUUAAUAUAAUUCACCUAUACAUUUCUUGGUAGUCCAAAAUAUAUUGCUAUCAGGUUGUAAAUCACAGCUGGUCUGGUACAUUGUUUGCUGCCUCCAUUCUGGACAAAAACUGACAAAUGUAAUUAACGCUGGGAAUGUCAAUACAAUCAAACUAGCAAGGGCAAAGAUCACAAGUCAUUCAUAAUGUGGCUAAUAGGCUAGCGUAUCUAUUUAUGUAGCAAGCUAAAAACACAGAGCCUAACAUUAGCUAGCUAGCUAGCUGCUAGGAGGAUGUCAUAUCAUGCCAUUGGAGGAGUGGGUGAGUAGCUGACUUUUUUCCUUCAUAUCGUUUUUUCAGUGGCUAUACGCAGCUCGAGAUGCAAGUGUCAUUUAGAUAGCUAGCGUAGAAUCCCGUAUUAUCGGCAUAUUCAACAGCGUUUAAGAAAUAUAUUACCUUCAACAGUGUUAUCUUGUGAUCAAGCCUUCAAUGUUUUGUGAUUAUUGGUGUCGUAAAAAUGUUAGCUAACGGUUUAGCAAUUAGCAAGUUUGACAUUUCAUUUGAAAUAUUACUGUUAUCUGCUUUUGAUAAGCGGUUUAGCAAAAAAAUACGUCCCGUAUUAUCUGUAUACGGCCCCCAGUUAUUGGGCACCUUACUAUUUUGUUCAAUUACAAGAUAUAUCCGUUUGAUUUUGUUGAAAAAAGAGACACCAACCACGUAGCCGAAGUGUUUACUAGAUAGUUGACUAGUUGGCUAGUCUUCCGGUAAAAAAUAAUGAUUUGCCUGUCAACUUUUCAUUGCGUAGCCCGGUGCGCCCUCUUGUGGACUCUUAAAAAAUUGGUUCUUCACCAACAUAUUCAGUGUUGUAACCAAAUGAAAUAUGAGUAUUAAUAAUUUACAUCAAAUACACUUUAAUUUCAGUUAUGUGCAUUAACAUAAAACAAUGAAAACAGUGUUGGAGUUUGUGUUGCAGAGGUGCACUUGGAAAGUAAAGGAAGAAAUACACAAGAUGGGUUCAAUAAAUAUAUAUAUUAUAUUUUAGACAUUUAUUUUUUUGAACAAAUAAAUAAUUUCAUAUGAACACAAACAAAACAAACAAUUAAAUCUCGACCUCCAUCCCUAUAUUGUCACAAAAAUCACAAUAAAAAUCCAGCUCCACCGCUACCUCUUGAUCCCACUGCACACACCUGCAGUGGAACCAGUGCUGGCAAAAGUCACAGCACACCCAUGGCACCUCGGAUCUACACUCCUGAGAGGAGCUUGCAGGCGGAUCACGCUCCCCGCAGCGAGCACAGCAGGUGGUGUCUUCUUUUAUAAAAAAUUAAAUAAUAAUACAAAUUGAUUAAUAUGGUUUUGCAAAAUGUAGAAGUUCUUCAACAACAAUAGUAAUUGAUACAACUGAGAGAGCGAGAAAAACAGAUUAUGAAGUACCUGAGAGUGGUGCCAUGGGUGGUGUGACAGAUGUGACCGGUGUAGCUUUUCUCUUCCUUUUCUGUGCUGCAGUUUGAGAAAAAGUAGUGUUAGACAGAGCAUGUUGCAUGAAAACCCUUUUCAACUUUUUUACAUCAAUACCUCUGGAGGAAGCUGCAGAGGUUUUGGAGGAGGCGGAGAUGACUUGAGGGCUGGUGCUAUGUACUGUAGAUAUAUAAAGAUAUAUUUUUUUAUUUUUACAUUGCUGUUUUAUAAAACAGAUAACAAACAGUCAUUUUUUCGUAAUUUAACAUGUGUUUACCUGUGGAGGUGGUGGUAUUCAAAUUGCAGGGGGCAGGGACACCAGACGAGGCUGCUAUGGUGGUGUGACCAGGGGAGACGGAGGAGGCAGUUGGUCCAGAGGAGGCCGUGUUGGUGGUGACAGACAUGGGGGGUGGUGUGCAUUGGGGUGGUGGUGGACAAAACCGCCGACGAUGGCUUGGAGGAGCUGGUGUUUGUAAUGGUGGGGUUGAGGGGCCGACGAUGGUGUGGCCGGGAGAGUAGGCAUGUGGCCUUCUUCUGCAGCUGGGGACUCCGGCGGCUCCUACAGGUGUUGCACACUGGGAGGCACUGGCAGUGGUGAUGCAGCUGUCAGGAGUGGUUCCAGCAGGGGGUCCAGCAGAGGCGAUGGCGUCAAUGGUCUCAUCCAUGGCAGCCCUCUCCUGUGCCCUCUGUGUUCUGAGGGCUGCCCGACGCUCUUUCUCCUCUGCCCCGGCCCUCUCCUUCUCACCCCUCUCCUGCCACUGGCGCGUGUAUUCCUCCCCGGUGAGGCAUGUGGCGACCACAGGGAGUCUUCUGUAUCGGUCCAGCCGAUACUUCAGGACAGUAAGGAUGUGCCCCAGGUCCUUCGCUAUCAGCCCCCCCUCUAUUAGGGGAUGCUCUUCUAGAGCUAGGGAUAGGACUGGAGCAGCGGCUGGGACUGGGGCAGGGGCUGAGGGUCCUCCUGUGGUCGCUGGGGAGGAGGUGCUGAUGGAUGGCACAGUGCUGCUGGUUCCAGUAGAGGCGGUGUUGGGACCCGGUAGGGUCCGAGACGGCAUUAAACGGGACCCUUCAAUGGCUGAAGGGUCAAAAGGGAAGAUGCCACACUUCUUAAACCCUUCCACCACAUAGCGCAUGUCCUUGCAUCGCUGGUACGGGUAGCGGAAUACUCUGGCAAAUUCUGAUUUGUUUACCAUGUAGGAGUGGUCAAAAUGGCUAAGGUCUCCAGCUACCUUGGAGAACUCAGCCUUUAAAGGGCCAAAGUAUGCCACGUCCAGCGGCUGCAGGACAUGGGUGCAGUGUGGUGGAAGACAAAGAAGUAUAACCCCUUCCCUUAGUGCCACCGCGAGCACUUCCGGGUCCAUGUGGCUCUUGUGCUCAUCGAAGAGGAGAAGGAGAGGGCGCUCUUUCACUGCAUACUUAAUGAAGUGCUGAAACCACUUCCUGAACAGGUCCCCGUCAAUGUAGCCACUGCUUGACCGUCCAUACAAGGCUUGGGGGGGGCCUCCCAGUGUGUAGUGGCCACCGGGGAAACACUUGGGGUAGAUGAUAAACGGGGGGACGUCCUCCCCAGUUGCGUUGAAGCAGGCCAGCACUGUGAUGUGCUCCUUGGUCCCCGGAGCCUGCUGAUACACGUGUUUUGCGCCCCGGGGAGCCAGCACUUUGUGCCUGCUCUGGUCGCUACGAAACCCAGACUCAUCGCAGUUAUAUAUUUGUCUGGGUUUCUCCCUCAACCCACUCUCCUCCAAGUGCUUCUCAUAAGAAGUGAAGAAGGUGUCCAUCGUCGGAUGUGUGGCACACUCAGCUCUCCCCCUAUCCAGGGUGUCCGGCCUCCUCAUGCUAAGGUUCUUGUGCCUCCUCCUGAACAUUUCCCACCACCUCUUCCCCAGUGGUGGGAUUGUUUCCCCUGGGUGCCGAAACCUACAAUAGAAUAGAAUAUAUAAUUGUCCAUCCAGGAUGAAAAUGUUUGUUUUGGCAUCACCAUACACAUCCACAUUUACAUCACACACAUUGAGAACAGUCAGUCCACCAAUCUACAUACAUAAACACAUAGAACACCAAAUACCUGCGUAUUUUGUUGGCGUAUUUCAUCAGCCUCUGUCUGGUGAAGGGAAACCCAAGGCUGGCGCAGUAGAUACAGUACUGCACCAGAGACUUUUCAUCCUCUGGUGCAAGCAAUGUGGGUGGUCCACUGCGACAACCAUGGGUCACCCGGCCGCUCAGCCUGUCCGCCAGGGUCUGCCGAGGUACACCAUGCACCUUGGUAGAUAAGAAAAGAAAACUGUUACUAGCAGAUACAAUUCACAUACACAUGGUAAUCUCCUAAAAACAAAAGAUGCCUAACCUUGGCAGCCUGGCGGAUAGCCAUCCCUGCCCCGCAGUCCUCCAUGGUAUGGCACAUGUCCACCUCACUCCACUGCUUCCUCUUGACUUUCUCCAUGCUGCAGUGGUAAAUACAUGUAGCUAAAUAACUUGGCAUACUAUACACAUUUUAGAAAGAUAACUCAAUCUGAAUAUGUAUAAACAUUUACAUUUCAAAGCUAAGGCAUUGAAAGGUGAUGAAAGUUUUCACAAUAACUGAAAGUGUACCCACGUUUUUUGUUUGAUGUUAUCUGUAAUGAAAAUUAGUGUCCCAAUUAGUGUAAUAUUGAUGCAUACAUUGUACCAUUUAACUAAAUACUGCCUCUAUGUAGCUGUUGUAAGAUGAAACAUAGCCAACAGUGAUAGGUGUCGAAAAGUUCAUGGUUCAAAGUUCCAAAUACAUUUUUGCAGAUUGUGCAAAACGCCUCCGUCAGAGGACUCCAAUUUUGAUACGGUAAAGCUUGACAACAUGCAGCUGUUUUCGUGAUAUGUAUUAUCUAACACUUACAAUUUCUUUCCUUUUUGCUUACUUAGCAGUUCUAUCAACAUUUAGCAACUAAGAUAGCAACAUUAGAAAAUCCGUUAGCUAUAUUUCAGAGGUAAAAAGUUGGAUAUUAAAUUAGGUGUGGUCUGUCGCGCAGUCGAAUUUUACAAUAUGCAGCGUGUUCCACAAAAUGUGUACAUAUAACUUUUUUGAAAACUCUCAAAACCUAACUUAACUUACAUAAAUUGCACUGAAAAUCGGUGGUCAGCUAGCUAAAAGGGUGUCGUUAGUCACAAAACUUACCGUUAUUUUUCAGUCCAUUUAAGUCGAGGUGAUUCAGUCCUCCAACCGCUAGAGAGUGUCCGAGGUCAGGGGGUGUCUGAUGUUUGGGGAAAAUUAGCUAGCAAGAACUUCAACGACUAUUAUCUAGUUAGCAUAUCUCUUGCGUUCGCAAAUUCACUCUGGCUAUCUACUCCGAUUUCAGAGCACUCUCGUCUGAGUGUGCCAGAGCACAGAACAACUGUAAACAGCCUAAACAGCUUUGCUACUGCGAGUAAAAUGGUCAGAGUGAGGUGUUCUCUAAUUUGUCUUUGGAAGUAGCAAACUAGCCAACUUUAGCCAGUUAGCUUGCGUGCUUGGUUGGGAAAAUCAUGCAUUGGCAGGCAAGCUUCAGAAGGACGAGGAGGCUACAAUUCCCCAUCGUUUAUCAGUACAAUUUUGACAGCCAACUAGCUGAAGAAGUUUGACAGGUUUUAUCUAAUGUUCCUUCGUUAGAUUUGAGCUAAUCUUACUCUGGCUAGCAUUAGUUGUUGAUGUUUAUAACUGAGGGAGAGAGAGCCUACCUUUUCAUGGUUGUUUGAUCAAUAGGACUAUAAAGUUCCCAAAUGUAAGAGGACUCCCGUGGUGUUUACAUAUUUGCAGAAAUCCAUUCAGGUGUAUUUUGUGGCUUUUGGCAAAUGCGUUCUAAUGAUCUAAUGUCACGCUGUCCUACUGCCUGUAAACACACAGUCCAGUUCAAAGUGAAUGAUGGCAGGCCCGUAUUUACAUUUUAGUCAUUUAGCAGACGCUCUUAUCCAGAGCGACUUACAGUUAGUGAGUGCAUACAUUUUCAUACUGCCCCCCCCGUGGGAAACGAACCCACAACCCUGGUGUUGCAAGCGCCAUGCUCUACCAACUGAGCUACAGGGGACUAGCUAUCCAAGUCAACCAUUGGCUAGGCCAUCAGAAGCUAGAUAAAGCCAUCUGCCAUUAACUGUAUUAGGGCAACAUUUUGGAGUGACAGUGGAAUCAACCAAUCACAUUUGUUUCAAAUCAAAUCGAAUUUUAUUUGCCACAUGCGCCGAAUGCAACAGGUGUAGACAUUACAGUGAAAUGCUUACUUACAAGCCCUUAAACAACAAUGCCGUUUUUAAGAAAAGAAAAAAAAAGUGUUAAGUAAAAAAUAGAUAAGUAAAAAAUAGCAAAUAAUGAAAGAGCAGCAGUAAAAUAAGAUAACAGUAGGGAGGCUAUAUACAGGGGGUACUGGUACAGAGGGAAUAGGCCCAAAUCACUAGUGUUUAUUAUGGAAAAAGAUAUAGACCAUAUUCUUUUUCUGCCUACAUUGGCCUUUUGAAGACCAUUCUCGUUUAACAAAAUUGAUGGAUUGAAUAAUAACAUUAUUAUAUUGUAGCCUACAAACACACAAAACAUUUGAAUAUUGAAUAGAAUCUAGUGAUUCACAUAGUAAAAUGUAUAAUGUAUUAGCAGCAAUAUAACAAUAUUUAUGUUGCAUAAGGUCGAUCCUCUUCUAUGGGGAAAAUUGUGAAACUGAAUGUUUGACUAAAGAGCUGGAAUCCACUGGCUUCAAUUAAUGCAGUGCCCUACAUUUGAUUGCGCUUAUAGUAUUUUGGAGGGUAAGAGAGGUGCAGACUGUAGAGUGGUGUUACUAAGUGGUGGUGAAGGACACAAGGCUCAAUUCAAACAGACAAGAUACAGGACGUAAACAAUUAAACAAACUCACAACUAUACACAAUUGCAAGAGAGCUGGAUGGACUUAGUCUCUUUUUAGUUUGAGGUUUGAGGCUUUAAAUCUUGAAUAAUACACAUUUGGGGUUUUCUUUCAAAUGAAGCAUACAAGCUUUCAGUGAACUUUCUGCUGGUAAAGGAAGACAUAACCACCUAAAGGCUACUUUCCUAAAUAAAUUAAACAAACUCUACUACUAAUUCAUAAACCUGCUAGUUCAUGAAGAAAAUAUGUCCAUUCAUCAUUAUUCAUUCUCUGAACCAAUCCGCUACACUUAGAGAAGAAUAAUGACCCCGGCUGCAUGUGACUUUCUGGAGCGGUACAAUACAAAAUGAUGCAUUGUUUAGAUCAUACCAGUGACCUUUGACACAGUGCUACUGUAUUCUGUAUCUCAUAGUGCGUUCUGGAACUCACUGAAUCACUGAUCAUGGCAUAACCAACCAAAGAACGCAUACACAUUUCAACUGAACAUUAACAUGACAAAACAGAAACCAUAGCUACUGUAAUUGAACCUAUAUGGACACAUACUGUGUAAUAGCCUAAGUGAUUAUUAGAAAAUAAGGAAUAAAGAAUACAGUACUAAAGCAUACAUAACACCACUGCCAUUAGCUUCAGAGUUCUAGUAUAGCCCACAAUGUGUGUUCUAUGGGCUCACAGCUCUGUUCCUUAUCUCUGACAGCAGAGGGUUCUCUAGCCACGCCUCAUGUUGCCUCCAGUAGGCACCUAGCACACUGGAAGCCUGCUGUGCUUAUUAUAUUGACAAGAUACUUGAGUGACCACUCUAACAAUGGAAGUAAUGUCCUCAAAGAUGGAAGCACUGUACUGUUUUUGAUGGAAGGCAGGCGGGAGGAGGCAAGAUCAGGUGGGACCAUUCUAGCCAAUGAGAGGGCAGAUACGCGUGUGAACAACAGGCACAACGCCAAUAUAAAGUUGUUUUAUUCAAAUGUUGCCAAAAUGCCAAGUACAUCCACUUAAUCAGUGCAUUCGUAACAACCUUACCAUUACGAAAUUUAUAUUUGAUAAAAUAAGCCUCACAUAGCAAAUUAGCAAUUACAUUUUAUGUUGGCCAAAUUUGACACUCUCAUUGACCCUCAUUGACAAUAUAUAUAUAUAUAUAUAUAUAUAUAUAUAUAUAUAUAUAUAUAUAUAUAUAUAUAUAUAUAUAUUCAUGGACAGAUUUUGGGCCAAGUAAACUCUCUACAAAACUGUGUGUUUGCCUGACUCUCUCUAUAACUGUCCUAAUCGCCUCUCUCAGUUAUAAGCCUCAAGACAAGAGGAAAUAAUCAGGAUUAGCUGUUUUCUUUCAUGUCGGACAGCAUUAUUUUAUUUUUUAGUCAUUUAGCAGACACUCUUAUCAUGAGCGAAUAACAGUUAAGUGAGUGCAUACAUUUUCAUACUGGCCCCCUGUGGGAAACGGACCCACAACCCUGGCGUUGCAAGCGCCAUGCUCUACCAACUGAGCUACAGGGGACUACCUUAGCGUUAAACGGCUCCAGUGUCAUUGCUCUGCUUAUCGUUUUGCUGCAGGUUUCACUUUAGAGAUCCCCUUUCUUUGUGAAUCAAUAAUACUUUAGAAUAUAUCAAGUUAAUUACAAUAUCAAAACGAAAUCUUUCCAUAAAAAGUUAUACAUAUUUUCAGGAAAAAUGGCUAGAGGACACAUCUUCAUCUGUCUUCUGCCUUUGCUGUUUGGGUAUUAGUCUCAGUCCUGUGAGAAGGAGACUGACUGCCCCAAAGAGAACCAGGAUGUUGAUGGCAAGGAUGUAACACAGAUCCCGGUAACUCUUAAAGCAGGUGCCACAGAGGUCUUCUUUGUGGAUGGUCAAAUCACUGUCAUCACAAAGGGGGCCUUCACCACCAACCCCCAGCUGGAAUAGGAGGAGUUCAUCAACACCCCCACUGUCUCCAUAGAGACCGGUGCCUUCAAGGGAUUGGUCGACCUCAAGCACAUUGAGAUCUCCAGUAUCCCACUAACAUCUGUGUCUGUAGGUGUUUUCCAAGACCUGCUGCACAACCUGGAAAAACUUCUGCUGAAACUCAACCAGAUCUGUAGUCUGGACAUAAGACUGUUUGAUGGCCUUAAAAACUUUCAGAUCCUCCAUCUGGCCAAAAAACACCUACGUUCAGUGGCCUCUGCUCUGUUCUCAAAGCUGCACAAACUGCAGGUACUGAGAAUCUAUGACAACCAGCUGACCGCCGUUCCGGACGGGAUAUUAGAAAAUCUACCCAAAUAUGAAGGAGAUCACUCUACAGGGUAACAAUACCACUACAAUACCACCCAUACAGUACCAGUCAAAUGUUAGGACACACCUACUCAUUCCAGGGUUUUUCUUUAUUUUUACUAUUUUCUACAUUGUAGAAUAAUAGUGAAGACAUCAAAACUAUGAAAUAACACAUAGGGAAUCAUGUAGUAACCUGUCACGAUCGUGACAUAACCAAAAAAGUGUUAAACAAAUCAAAGGCCACCCUUUGACUUGAUGACAGCGUUGCACACUCUUGGCAUUCUCUCAACCAGCUUCAUGAGGUAGUCACCUGGAAUGCAUUUAAAUUAACAGGUGUGCCUUGUUAAAAGUUAAUUUAUGGAAUUUCUUUCAUCUUAAUGCGUUUGAGCCAAUCAGUUGUGUUGUGACAAGGUAGGGGGGGUAUACAGAAGAUAGCCCUAUUUGGUAAAAGACCAAGUCCAUAUUAUGGCAAGAACAGCUCAAAAAAGCAAAUAGAAAUGACAGUCCAUCAUUACUUUAAGAAAUGAAGGUCAAUCAAUCCGGAAAUUUCAAGAACUUUGAAAGUUUCUUCAAGUGCAGUCGUAAAAACCAUCAAAUGCUAUGAUGAAACUGGCUCUCAUGAGAACCGCCACAGGAAGGAAGACCCAGAGUUACUUCUGCUGCAGAGGAUAAGUUCAUUAGAGUUACCAGCCUCAGAACUUGCAGCCCAAAUAAAUGCUUCACAGAGUUCAAGUCACAGACACAUCUCAACAUCAACUGUUCAGAGGAGACUGCGUGAAUCAGGCCUUCAUGGUCGAAUUGUUGCGAAGAAACCACUACUAAAGGACACCAAUAAGAAGAAGAGACUUGCUUGGGACAAGAAACAUGAGCAAUGGACAUUAGACCGGUGGAAAUCUGUCCUUUGGUCUGAGGAGUCCAAAUUUGAGAUAUUUGGUUCCAACCGCCGUGUCUUUGUGAGACGCAGAGUAGGUGAACGGAUGAUCUCUGCAUGUGUAGUUCCCACCGUGAAGCAUGGAGGAGGAGGUGUGGUGGUGUGCGGGUGCUUUGCUGGUGACACUGUCAGUAAUUUAUUUAGAAUUCAAGGCACACUUAACCAGCAUGGCUACUUAACCAGUAAGGGCUAUUUGACCAAGAAGGAGAGCGAUGGAGUGCUGCAUCAGCAUUACAGGGCACCUCAGGAAUUUUGAUAGUGCACAGGGCUGUGGGGGAGAAGGUUGUGGGUUCACAGACCACCAUGGACAAGAGCAGGGGUAGAUAGAUCUACUUUAUAGUAAAAGCAUUGCAUGAAUCGAUCAUCGUAUUUGCAGGUCUGAGAAAAAAUUGUAUUUUAUGAAAAUGUCAUGCAAUUCUACAUCAUUUGACAAUUACAGGCUAAUAAUGGACAGAGAGAUACGCCUACGUGUUCAUUUUAUAUGUUCUCUAAUGCCAAAUCAGUGUGUCUUGUUUGCUACGAAACUGUCCCUGUUUGCAAAUAAUUAAAUCUGAUUACCAAAAUUACAGGCUAAUAAUGGACAGAGAGAUACGCCUACGUGUUCAUUUUAUAUGUUCUCUAAUGCCAAAUCAGUGUGUCUUGUUUGCUACGAAACUGUCCCUGUUUGCAAAUAAUUAAAUCUGAGAUUAGGAAUCUGAGCAUGGUCCUCUGUAGCUCAAUUGGUAGAGCAUGGCGCUUGUAACGCCAGAGUUGUGGGUUUGAUCCCCGGGAACACCCAUACUUAAAAAUGUGUGCACACAUUACUAUAAAUCGCUUUGGAUAAACGUGUCUGCUAAAUGGCAUAUUAUAUUAUUAUACUUUCAAAAGUUUCACCGCAGACAGUAGGCCUACCGACGCAGAAAAAUGUAAGCUUCAACUGCUGGCUACUCUCCUUCCAUGGCUUAACCCAACGAGAAAAGGUCACAAGUGUUUCCCUAAAAGCUGUCUAGGUUUAAACAUCUUCUAUUGUACAGAAAGUGAAUAGUUUAAUCAAUUGAUAGUGACAGAACUAGAUUACUUCCCAAGCAAAGUCAAUGUUUUGUCUCCUCGGCCAUAGAAGGUUGUAGCUCAGCAUCUGAAUGUCAAAUAAAUGAAACAAUGAUAUCCCCAUAUGCAUUGGAGUCAUGUCUUUCCCUGGUAUUUUACAGCUUGUUUCUAGCUGAAGCAUUGCGGACCAAACUUGCUGUUAUAUAAGUAUCACUUUAUAUAAUUGGAUCUGUUUUAUUUUCUUCAAAAUCUUAAACUAACAAUGGGUAGGUCUGUGCUUUUUCUCUUUAAUAAAAGGUAGGCCUAUGGCCUUCACUGACACGGAGGUAGGCUAUUUAAAGAGUGCAUGGUGGGUGGAGGAAUUGGCCGACAUAUAGCAGUUUAUGGCCUAAUUUAAUCUGUCAAACAGUUAAGCCUACCUCUUAUUUCUUAAAUAGGAAGAAAUAGGCUCCAACACAAAGCGUUCUUGUUGUUAGUAAAGUCUAAUUAAAAUUAAGAUGGUUGAAAUUAAUUAUGCCUACUCGAAUUUGCCUACUUUCAGCACCAUGAGCUGUCCAUUUCCGAUUGAUUGUGCUGUGACUGCUGCUUUAAGUUUCAGAACCACAAUGUAAAUGACUAGAAUCUGGCUUAUUGUGAGGUCAAUAACUCUGAUAAAUACAUCAUGGGCAAGAAACAUAUUGUUUAUUAAAAUCAAUUAUGGUAGUAGCUAUCAAUGUUGACCUCUUCAUCUUCACACUCUCCUUCUCAAACCUAACAGAACAUACAGUGCAUUGGGAAAGUAUUCAGACCCCUUGACUUUUUCCACAUUUUGUUAAGUUACAGCCGCCUUCUAAAAUUGAUUAAAUUGUUUUUUUCCCACCGCAUCAAUCUACACACAAUACCCAAAACCGUUUAUUUUUUAUUUUUGCAAAUUCAUUAAAAAUGAAACUGAAAUAUCACAAACCAAGCCAUGAGGUCGAAAGUAAUUGUCCAUAGAGCUCCGAGACAGAAUUGUGUCGAGGCACAGAUCUGGGGAAGGGUACCAAAACAUGUCUGCAGCAUUGAAGGUCCCCAAGAACACAGCGGCCUCCAUCAUUCUUUAUUGGAAGAAGUUUGGAACCACCAAGACGCUUCCUAGAGCUGGCCGCCCGGCCAAACUGAGCAAUCGGGGGAGAAGGGCCUUGGUCAGGGAGGUGACCAAGAACCCGAUGGUCACUCUGACAGAGCUCCAGAGUUCCUCUCUGGACAUGGGAGAACCUUCCAGAAGGACAACCAUCUCUGCAGCACUCCACCAAUCAGGCCUUUAUGGUAGAGUGGCCAGACGGAAGCCACUCCUCAGCAAAAGGCACAUGACAGCCCGCUUGGAGUUUGCCAAAAGGCACUUAAAGGACUCUCAGACUAUGAGAAACAAGAUUCUCUGGUCUGAUGAAACCAAGAUUGAACUCUUUGGCAGGUGUCACAUCUGGAGGAAAUCUGGCACCAUCCCUACGGUGAAGCAUGGUGGUGGCAGCAUCAUGCUGUGGGGAUGUUUUUCAGCGGCAGGGACUGGGAGACUAUUCAGGAUCAAGGGAAAGAUGAACGGAGCAGUACAGAGAGAUCCUUGAUGAAAACCUACUCCCGAGCGCUCAGGACCUGACUGGGGAGAAGGUUCACCUUCCAACAGGACAACGACCCUAAGCACACAGCCAAGACGACGCAGGAGUGGCUUCGGGACAAGUCUCUGAAUGUCCUUGAGUGGCCCAGCCAGAGCCCAGACUUGAACCCGAUUGAACAUCUCUGGAGAGACCUGAAAAAUAGCUGUGCAGUGCCGCUCCCCUUCCAACCUGACAGAGCUUGAGAGGAUCUGCAGAGAAUAAUGGGUGAAACUCCCCAAAUACAGGUGUGCCAAAAUUGUAGCAUCAUACCCAAGAAGACUCGAGGCAGUAAACGCUGCCAAAGAUGCUUCAACAAAGUACUGAUUAAAGGGUCUGAAUACUUAUGUAAAUGUGAUUAUUAUUUAUUUAUUUGGCAAACAUUUCAAAAAAUCUGUUUUUGCUUUGUCAUUAUGGGGUAUUGUGAGUAGAUUGAUGAGGGGAAAAAAAAACAAUUUAAUCCAUUUUAGAAUAACGCUGUAAAGUAACAAAAUGUGGAAAAAGUAAAGGGGUCUGAAUACUUUCCGAAUGCACUGUAUAUCAUUUCCUGAUCUUUCUUAUAUCCGUCAGAUAUAGGACAGACACUUUAAAACAAACUUCCGUUUGAUUUAUUUUCUGACUAUCUGUUUUUCCAUGUAUGAAUCUGUUUCUAUGGGCAAAUAGCGGCGAGGAAAAAUUAAAUGUUAUAUCAAAUUAUUAUUUUUAUAUAUUUUUUUUCUACGUAAAGUGGUCCUAAAAUUCCAAAUCAAAUACCUAACUGAUCCUUGGUAUGACCAUCUUAAAACAAUUCCAUAAGUUAGCUUGGUCAAUACACCCAGUCACUACAAAUAUACAGUUGAAGUCGGAAGUUUACAUACACUGAGGUUGGAGUCAUUAAAACUAGUUUUUCAACCACUCCACAAAUGUCUUGUUAACAAACUAUAGUUUUGACAAGUCGGUUAGGACAUCUACUUUGUGCAUGACACAAGUAAUUUUUCCAACAAUUUUUUACAGACAGAUUAUUUCCCUUAUAAUUCACUGUAUCACAAUUCCAGUGGGUCAGAAGUUUACAUACACUAAAUUGACUGUGCCUUUAAACAGCUUGGAAAAUUACAGAAAAUGAUGUCAAGGCUUUAGAAGCUUCUGAUAGGCUAAUUUACAUCAUUUGAGUCAAUUGGAUGUGUACCUGUGGAUGUAUUUCAAGGACUACCUUCAAACUCAGUGCCUCAUUGCUUGACAUCAUUGGAAAAUCAAAAGAUAUCAGCCAAGACCUCAGACAUUUUUUUGUAGAACUCCACAAGUCUGGUUCAUCCUUGGGAGCAAUUUCCAAAUGCCUGAAGGUAUCAAGUUCAUCUGUACAAACAAAGGUACGCAAGGAUAAACACCAUGGGACCACGCAACCAUCAUACCGCUCAGGAAGGAGAUGCAUUCUGUCUCCUAGAGAUGAACGUACUUUGGUGCGAAAAGUGCAAAUCAAUCCCAGAACAACAGCAAAGGACCUUGUGAAGAUGCUGGAGGACACAGGUACAAAAGUAUCUAUAUCCACAGUACAACGAGUCCUAUAUCGACAUAACCUGAAAGGCCGCUCAGCAAGGAAGAAGCCACUGCUCCAAAACCGCCAUAAAAAAGCCAGACUACGGUUUGCAAAUGCACAUGGGGACAAAGAUCGUACUUUUUGGAGAAAUGUCCUCUGGUCUGAUGAAACAAAAAUAGAACUGUUUGGCCAUACUGACCAUCAUUAUUUUGGAGGAAAAAGGGGAGAGCUUGCAAGCCGAAGAACACCAUCCCAACCGUGAAGCACGCGGGUGGCAGCAUCAUGCUGUGGGGGUGCUUUGCUGCAGGAGGGACUGGUGCACUUCACAAAAUAGAUGGCAUCAUGAGGAAGGAGAGUUAUGUGGAUAUAUUGAAGCAACAUCUCAAGACAUCAGUCAGGAAGUUAAAGCUUGGUCGCAAAUGGGUCUUCCAAAUGGACGAUGACCCCAAGCAUACUUCCAAAGUUGUGGCAAAAUGGCUUAAGGACAACAAAGUCAAGGUAUUGCAGUGGCCAUCACAAAGCCCUGACCUCAAUCCUAUAGACAAUGUGUGUGGGCAGAACUGAAAAAGCGUGUGCGAGCAAGGAGGCCUACAAACCUGACUCAGUUACACCAGCUCUGUCAGGAGGAAUGGGCCAAAAUUCACCCAACUUAUUGUGGGAAGCUUGUGGAAGGCUACCCGAACCGUUUGACCCAAGUUAAACAAUUUAAAGGCAAUGCUACCAAAUACUAAUUGAGUGUAUGUAAACUUCUGACCCACUGGGAAUGUGAUGAAAAAAAUAAAAGCUGAAAUAAAUAAUUCUCUCUACUAUUAUUCUGACAUUUCACAUUCUUAAAAUAAAGUGGUGAUCCUAACUGACCUAAAACAGGAAAUUUUUACUAGGAUUAAAUGUCAGGAAUUGUGAAAAACUGAGUUUGAAUGUAUUUGGCUAAGGUGUAUGUAAACUUCCGAAUUCAACUGUACUGUACAGGCGUCCUUCCUAACUCAGUUCCGGGAGAGGAAGGAAACCGCUCAAGGAUUUCAACAUGAGGCCAAUAGUGACUUUAAAACAGUUAAAGAGUUUAAUGGCUGUGAUAGGAGAAAGGAUCAACAACAUUGUACAGUGCCUUGCAAAAGUAUUCGUCCCCCUUGCCGUUUUUCCUAUUUUGUUGCAUUACAACCUGUAAUUUAAAUGUAUUUUUAUUUGGAUUUCAUGUAAUGGACACACACAAAAUAGUCCAAAUUGGUGAAGUAAAAAAUAAAUAAAUAACUUGUUUCAAAAAAGUAUACAAAAUAUAUAACGGAAAAGUAGUGUGUGCAUAUGUAUUCACCACCUUUGCUAUGAAGCCCCUAAAUAAGAUCUGGUGCAACCAAUUACCUUCAGAAGUCACAUAAUUAGUUAAAUAAAGUCCACCUGUGUGCAAUCUAUUUGUCACAUGAUCUGUCACAUGAUCUCAGUAUAUAUAUACACCUGUUCUGAAAGGCACCAGAGUCUGCAACACCACUAAGCAAGGGACACCACCAAGCAAGCGGCACCAUGAAGACCAAAGAGCUCUCCAAACAGGUCAGGUACAAAGUUGUGGAGAAGUACAGAUCAGGGUUGGGUUAUAAAAAAAUCAGAAUUGAAGGAAUGAUGGAUGGCGCUAAAUACAGGGAAAUUCUUGAGGGAAACCUGUUUCAGUCUUCCAGAGAUUUGAGACUGGGACGGAGGUUCACCUUCCAGCAGGACAAUGACUCUAAGCAUACUGCUAAAGCAACACUCGAGUGGUUUAAGGGGAAACAUUUAAAUGUGCAAAUAUUGUACAAUCCAGGUGUGCAAAGCUCUUAGACACACAGAAAGACUCACGGCUGUAAUCGCGGCCAAAGGUGAUUCUAACAUGUAUUGUCUCAAGGGUGUGAAUACUUAUGUGAAUUAAAUAUUUCUGUAUUUCAUUUGUAAUACAUUUGCAAAAAUUGAUAAAAAAAACAUGUGUUCACUUCGUCAUUAUGGGAUAUUGUGUGUAGAUGAGUGAGAAAAAAACAUAUUUAACCCAUUUUGAAUUCAGGCUGUAACACAACAAAAUGUGGAAUAAGUCAAAGGGUAUGUAUACUUUCUGGAGGCACUGUAUUUGACCCCUUAACAAUACUCAGCAAAGUCUAUUUAAACCAUAACCCUUGGCAUUGUGACUGUAGGAUGGUCCCACUCUUCAAUUGGAUGAAGGCAAACCCUGGAAAGAUCAAGUCUACAUCUCCUGAGAUCUGUGAUUGUAAAGGGGAUUCAGGUGAAGAAAAGAGAAGAGCAGUCACCGAUACAGCAUAGUCAAUCAUAAAUCAAUUCAUUUUAAUACAAGUUGCAACAGGGAGACACCUCCCACACAGAAGCAGAGAAAAUGUCUAACUGGCCUCCUCUGAGAAGGCACAUACUGUAUAUAUUAAUCAGACGGUACCAAAUGUUAUGUAAACAGCAGCCCGAGAGGUUGGGAGGACGUCACAAUAUCAGCGGCUACAGAAUCACACUGUGUUACAGAUACAUUAUCAGUGUGCCCUCGGCUCAGUGUACCUUGUCUGACGUCAAUCACCAUCAACAGAUAUGAGUUUAAUACAUAGCAUACGGCAUCGAGUCUAGUGACCAUCAACCCGUGACACAAAUGGAUGUCACAAAUAGAACAUGUGUAUUACAGAAAGGGAAACAUAUAAAUAUGCUAAGCAUUGUGUUAAUUACUCCUAACGGAAUAUGACCAUUUAUUAGUCUUAAAUAUUACCCAUUACAGUGACCAAUCGGAGGAUUUAAAGAAACAAUGUAUCUCACUGAGAACCAGCUCAUAUUUCCCACCUCACCUCCAACCACUGUCCCUUUACCUACCACCACUGUCAGCACUACAACCAUUCCCACGACAACCACAAUAACCACCACCACCACCACAGCACUCACCACAACCCAGACAACCACACCACUGACAUCCACCAUGCCCACUAUUAUUCACAACAACAUCGCCAACCACUCAGCCAACUACAGUUCUCACCACUACUCAAACAACCACACUGUCCACUACCACACCAACAACGAUACAGCCUACAACUACUUGGCCAACUACAACUACUCUGCCAACUACGACCACUAUGCCAACGAGUAA
Messenger RNA from Coregonus sp. 'balchen', 24587 nucleotides. Lineage: Eukaryota; Metazoa; Chordata; Actinopteri; Salmoniformes; Salmonidae. The record is from the annotation of a GenBank genome assembly.